AUGGGGCAAUUAUUUGAGACUUGCUUAAACUUUUCAAGAAAUUACUAUAGAUGCUUUUGCAGUAUAGUAGUAGAUAGGCAAGAUUACCGUGAAGUAAUUUUUGCAUUAUUUGCUGAUACUGCCUAUGUGAACGGUGUGGAUUUUGAAGGACGUUUGAGAGGGAGAUACGGAGCUUACUACUUUGUCACCACAUUUUGUGUUAAUCUAUCUCCCCAGACACCUAACUCUCAUUCUUUUAAGGCCAGUUAUGCAGAAGAUCAUAAGGAGCUGUUGUCAUUAAAGUGUGGUGCAAUCUUGUUGAAUAUUUCACUAUUUAUUGGCCUUCUUACGCGUAUAAUGUCUUUGUCUUUAUUUUACCUAAUGUUCCCAAAGUUUGGCAAGACAAACUGGGAACAAAUAGAACCAUUUCAUGCCGGAAAAAAGGUCAGGAUUUGUGGUCCGGUAGAAUCAAAUUGUCGUCUCCCACAAGGAAAUUUUGUCCCCUAA
This is a messenger RNA of Phycomyces blakesleeanus NRRL 1555(-), 486 nucleotides long. RefSeq lists its product as hypothetical. Lineage: Eukaryota; Fungi; Mucoromycota; Mucoromycetes; Mucorales; Phycomycetaceae. The record is from RefSeq and is a predicted model, not a curated record. The transcript is spliced from 7 exons. Bases 1 to 486 code for a protein of 161 amino acids.